Cooperia oncophora is the source of this 792-nucleotide messenger RNA. The record is from the annotation of a GenBank genome assembly. NCBI's taxonomy places the organism in Eukaryota, Metazoa, Nematoda, Chromadorea, Rhabditida, Trichostrongylidae.
AUGAACCUCUUGCUUUUGAUCAGGAAGCUGCCCAGAUUCGGCAUCUAUGUGGUUAUGUUCUUUGACGUGCUGCGAACAUUCUCGCGCUUCUUUAUCGUAUUCGCGUUGUUCGUAAUAGCGUUCAGCAUAUCGUUCUUCGUCAUUAUGCAGAAUAGGCCCGAGUUCUCCUCGGUACCAUCUGCGGUGCUGAAAACGACGGUGAUGAUGAUCGGUGAGUUCGAGUUCACCGCCAUCUUCCAUGGCGAUGCCGAUGUUCAUCCGGAACGGUUGUUCGGUCACGCCAUCGCUUAUCCUCUCUUCCUCUUCUUCUGUGUCAUCAUGACCAUUCUUUUGAUGAAUCUUCUGGUUGGUCUGGCUGUAGAUGAUAUCAAGUCGGUCUUGGAAGAGGCCAAGCUGAAGAGACUAAGCAUGCAGGCUGAUCUUGUACUUCAAGUUGAAGCAUCAAUGCCGUACAUUCGCAAGCUGACCUGCCGAUCUUCCAUCCGUGUCUAUCCCAACCGAACUGAUUUCCUGAAACGCCUGCGCAAUCGAUUCGGGUUCGAUUCUUCCAGUGUAGGACAAAUGGAGGAGCAAUGGGAGAGUAAAGAGGAGGAACUCUUCCACGAGUUUCGCCAAGGUGAUCAAAUCGCAGAACCAUCAGCUCCGGACGCUACAGAAGAAUGUGGAUGUGAUGUACUCGGAGCAAAUCAAAACGGCAGCGAUGCUUCGAGCUGUGAUGGAAAGCCUUCAGGUCAAUUUUCAGGAAACUGUCAAGGACUAGCUCAAAUCACAACUUCCUCACCAUACAUGUGA